AUGCUUCUCCUCGACUAUCAAAAUGUCCUAAUUCAGUCUAUCCUCACAGAACGAUUCGCACCGGGAGCGUCUCCUACCUCGAUUGACCAAAUAGUCUCCGAUUUUGACGGAGUUACCUUUCAUAUUUCGACGCCGACAGCGAAGACACAGAUACUGGUCUCACUCUCCGUGAAGUGCUAUCGCGAUCUUCUACAGUAUGGCGCUGAGUCCGUGUUGCAACGAGAGUAUGGCAACUACAUCACAAAUCCAGAAGCUGGCUACGAUUUCAGCAUCCUCAUAGAUCUUGAUCAGCUACCAGACAGCGCGGAAGAAAGGGAAGAGCUUGUCAGAAGGAUCAGUCUACUCAAGAGAAAUGCCAUGGCCGCUCCAUUCGAAAAAGCAUUUGACGAGUUCUCUUCCCUGUCGGAGGAAGCUAGCCACUUCACAUCAGAGUCAGCACCCCAAGGAAUCCAGGAGGGUGGACAAGUCAUGGCUAUAUACUACCGCGAGGAAGAGGCCAUCUACAUCAAGGCAUCGCAUGACCGAGUCACAGUCAUCUUCAGCACCAUCUUCCGGGACGAAACAGAUCGAAUAUUUGGUAAAGUGUUCUUACAAGAGUUUGUGGAUGCCAGACGAAGAGCAAUUCAAAAUGCCCCACAGGUGUUGUUCCGAAGUGAUCCACCGCUGGAGCUGCAAGGCAUGCAGGGUGUAGGAAAGACAGGAGAGAAGGGGGAGAUUGGCUUUAUCACAUUCGUGCUUUUCCCGAGGCAUUUGUCACCACAAAGAAGAGCAGAGAAUAUCUCACACAUCCAAACAUUCAGAGAUUACUUCCACUAUCAUAUCAAGGCUUCGAAGGUUGCUCAGAUCGGUUCGCUCUUCUUAUCCAAACUAACACGGACAGGCAUACAUUCAUUCUCGCAUGCGAAGAAGGACUGCCGACUUUCUACAAGUCCUCAACCGUGCUCGGCCGGAAAACGAGGAGAAAGAGAGGAAGACAGCAAGCGGGAGAACUUUCCGAGUUCAAGGAUGAUGUGA
Messenger RNA from Endocarpon pusillum Z07020, 1014 nucleotides. Its product is annotated as Actin-related protein. Gene Ontology annotation, molecular function: actin filament binding; structural constituent of cytoskeleton. The coding region runs from base 1 to 1014 and encodes 337 amino acids. Gene Ontology annotation, cellular component: actin cytoskeleton; Arp2/3 protein complex. NCBI's taxonomy places the organism in Eukaryota, Fungi, Ascomycota, Eurotiomycetes, Verrucariales, Verrucariaceae. Gene Ontology annotation, biological process: Arp2/3 complex-mediated actin nucleation; actin filament polymerization. The transcript is spliced from 2 exons. The record is from RefSeq and is a predicted model, not a curated record.